AUGGAUGAUCUAAUUUACUAUGAUAAAGAAUAUUGGUGCAAAGUGUAUUUUAAUUGUGAAGUCAAGUCUGAUGCAAUAGAUAAUAAUAUGUGUGAGAGCUUGAAUGCUUGGAUUUUGUCUGCAAGGCAUAAAACCAUUAUUAGUAUGCUUGAAGAGAUAAGGAUUAAGGUCAUGACUAGGUUAGCUAGGUUAGCUAGGUUAAGUGAAUUUCCAAACUCUUGGAUAACCAACUUCUCUCCAAUGGCAAUGAAAGUAUUAGAAAAAAAUAUUGAUAAGUCAAUGGCAUGUAACAUUGAGUUUAAUGGAGUAACUGGAUAUGAGGCUUUAGAUGGAUACAAACAACACACUGUAUGUUUGAGAAAGAGAGAGUGUAGUUGUAGAUCUUGGAUGUUGAAGGGAAUACCAUGUGCACACGCCUUAGCUGCAAUGUUGCAUAGACAGUAUGAUCCACAUGAUUUCAUUCAUCCAUGCUACUCUAAAGAGAGGUAUUUGAUGACUUACUCACAUUUCAUACAACCUAUGAAUAACAUGCCAAUGUGGCCAGAAUCAAGAAAUCCUCUAGUUGCUCCACCAGUGAUUAAAAAAAUGUCAGGCAGGCCUAGAAAGCUAAGAAGGAAAGAGGCUGGUGAAACUAAGGUGUCUGGUAAGCUGUCUAAAACUGGACUAACUAUGACAUGUAGUCUUUUCCAUCUUAAAGGUCACAACAAAAGAAGUUGUCAUUUACGAAGGAGUGAUGGAGUUGGUUCUAUUGCCGAGGAACAUAGAGCUACCCCUACUUCAAAUGUUGAAGAACCAUCAAGCUCAAGAAAGGGAAGGGGAAGGGGAAGACCAAAGGUACAUUACUAUUUUGUCACUUACUUUUAA
Messenger RNA from Solanum verrucosum, 864 nucleotides. RefSeq lists its product as uncharacterized. NCBI's taxonomy places the organism in Eukaryota, Viridiplantae, Streptophyta, Magnoliopsida, Solanales, Solanaceae. The record is from RefSeq and is a predicted model, not a curated record. Bases 1 to 864 code for a protein of 287 amino acids. Gene Ontology annotation, molecular function: zinc ion binding. The transcript has a single exon.